Molecule: messenger RNA, 1861 nt
Organism: Phasianus colchicus (ring-necked pheasant)
Lineage: Eukaryota; Metazoa; Chordata; Aves; Galliformes; Phasianidae
Gene: ALOX5AP
Product: arachidonate 5-lipoxygenase activating protein
Biological process (GO): leukotriene biosynthetic process
Cellular component (GO): membrane; endoplasmic reticulum; nuclear envelope
Molecular function (GO): glutathione peroxidase activity; leukotriene-C4 synthase activity; enzyme activator activity
Source: RefSeq, a predicted model, not a curated record
AGGCAGAAUACCUGUGGGACCACUGCUGUAGACACUGAACUGGAAGGUUGGUUACAAACCUGAUUUUGGUCUUGAUGUUUUUAAUUGGCUAUUGUCAUUAAUUCUUCAUCCAGCAUUGCUUUUUGGCUUAAACAAUUAUUCCCCCCAACAGCGUGUCGAUGGAGAGCGCUUGUGCUUUGUCUCUUUCUUUUGCAGAGCUGGUUUACAUCAGUGAAUCUGCCCUUGAAGUUGGAGCACUUGCCUCCUGUGCACAGCUCCUGAGCAUGUGCUCUGCUGCAACAUCCCCCAGGAUCCAGCUGGGAGCAGAGGAGCUUACACAGUCUAAGUAUAGAUGUAAGACAUGGGGAAAGGCUAACGUGAUUACGCGAUUCAGCACGGCCCUGCAAUACCAACAUGUGGGCUGGCUCUGUUGUAGCAGAGCAGGAUCUGCAAGCAAUGCAGAAAGCUGUGACAAGUUGGGUUUUCAGAGAUAGCAUUUGAAACUGCUUUAGUGGGAAUCCACCCCUUUCCCCCUCCUCCUUUGGACGGUGGGAAGGAGAGUUCUAAAUGCUUUAUGCUGCCAUAAACGUUCUUGCCGACUGCCUGUAGCUCAGUUUCAACUCAACCUUGAUCUGUACUCGGGCUCAGACCAGCAAACACCCCUUGCAACUACGGGCUGAGCUGCCGCCGCGGCUGCACUAUCUGCCCACUGCCCGCUCACAAAAUGGAUCAGGAGACCCUGGGGAGCGUCGUCCUGCUCGCCAUUGUCACCUUGAUCAGCGUCAUCCAGAACGCUUUUUUUGCUAGCAAAUUGGAGCAUGAGAGUAAACACUGCAAUGGCAAAGGAAUCCAGCGGCCAGGCUCCUCUGCCUUUGAACGUGUCUACACUGCCAACCAAAACUGUGGGCACACGUACCCUACGUUUCUCGCCGUGCUUUGGUGCGCUGGGCUUCUCUGCAGUCAAGCACCUGCCGCCUUUGCUGGCCUGAUGUACUUGUUUGUGAGGCAGAAGUACUUUGUGGGCUACUUGGGGGAGAGGACCCAGAGCACACCCGGGUACUUGUUUGGGAAGCGUAUCAUUUUGUUCCUGUUCCUCAUGUCUGUGGCUGGUAUACUCAACUACUAUCUCAUCUACUUCUUUGGAAGUGACUUCGAAAUUCACAUAAAGACAAUAACCAGCGCCAUCUCACCACUGCUUCUCAUUCCCUAGCUCCUCACAGUGCCCAGGGGUCAGCCUGCUUCACAUAUCAAUAUCCAGAAGCAGCUAUAAUUCAGCUGUUUAAGAAAUAAACCUACAACCCUUUCAAAUUGCUGUAAAUCUAAUGCUCAGUGGGCUUUGUAGCUUGAUUUAACCUUGCUUUUUCCUUCAGGAAAAAGAUUUAUUGUGAGCACUCAGCAUGCUCAAGGAACGGUAACAACUUCCAGUUAAUUCAUCAGAGUUUUUUCAUUAAACUGCAUUUUGAAAGCCAGUUGCAGACUGUAAGGGACAUUUUAUGCUUUCAUUGUAACUAUUUUCCUUAAUGCUCAUGAUGAAAGCCAGGACCCUCUGAGCUUCAUUCCUGAAGGAUGUGCAGCCACAACCACGUCCUGAAGCAGGCUUUCACCCAUCUGCCUAUGCAAAUGAACAGGGUAGCCUCUUCUCCCACCCUUUCCCUUGCAUUUGUUGGUGAUUGAGAGCAGGACAGCAGGCUGGCCCCUGUCUGGUUUUCCUUGAUCAAUAUUCAUGUGUGUAAUGCUCCCAGCACUGAUCUCAUCCAUACCUCAGCCUGGCUAUCCUCCCAGAGCUGUGGAAAGGGGCCUUACAUCAAUGAGGAUCUGGUAAAUUGACAGCAAGAUUGGUUUUGUUUUGCUUUGCUUAAUAAAAUAGCCUCAAAGGAUGAAA